Molecule: messenger RNA, 525 nt
Organism: Knipowitschia caucasica
Lineage: Eukaryota; Metazoa; Chordata; Actinopteri; Gobiiformes; Gobiidae
Source: the annotation of a GenBank genome assembly
AUGUGUCGCCCGCACUACCCCUCGUGUCCAGCAGGGGGAAUCGACGGCUCGCUCUGGUGCUGCUCUGUGUUGUUCCCACGUGCAGGUUGUGGAAACGCUGCAGCCCGCUGGUCUGUGUCUGGAUCGCUUCAGGACCCUCCUACCUCCUCACUGCCGGGCCGCGGGAGGGGGAUAAGGAAGGAGGAGACAGUCUUGCGCGAGAGAAGCCGGCUGAGUGACACAUCGUGGUGCAGCAGAAGAGCAGCUCAAGAAGAAGGAAAAAGAGGGGGAUAUUCGCACACAGACUACCCAAUCUUGUCUUGGCAUAGCUCUCGCUCCGGUGUCACCAUUCCCUGCCUCAGUGCUAAGGAUUCCAGCUACAUGGGCAAGCGUUUGGAACAGCAGCCAAUGUACCCUCAGUACACCUACUACUAUCCCCAUUAUCUCCAGACCAAGGUACGACGCUACGCUCUAUUAAUGCAGGCACUCCACACCACUCUGCCCCCUCCCGCUGUCCUCUCAUCCCUGAGUGGACAUGGGGUUUGA